This is a messenger RNA of Entrophospora sp. SA101, 1122 nucleotides long. Lineage: Eukaryota; Fungi; Glomeromycota; Glomeromycetes; Entrophosporales; Entrophosporaceae. The record is from the annotation of a GenBank genome assembly.
AUGGGAAUUGCCCCAUUGGCAUGGGCAUCAUAUUCCGACACUUAUGCAACGAGACGUAAAGUUUACCUGGCUUCAAUCUUAUUAUACAUAAUAGCAAGUAUAUUAUGUGGUAUUUCACGUAAUAUUUGGUUGUUACUUGUGAUGCGUGCUUUACAAGCAUGUGGUGGCUCUUCAGUUCAAAGUCUCGGUGUUGCAACAAUAAGUGACACAUUUCAUUCAUUCGAACGUGGGACAGCGUACGGACUUUUUUAUGUUGGUCCAUUAGUUGGUCCCAUAAUGGGGCCGAUUUUUGGAGGAUAUUUGACAGAUUAUCUUGAAACUUUCCGACAUCAAAAAUCACCACCACCGUCAACACCGUGUAUUAUUAAAGAAAUUAUCGAAGAAAAAGAAAAUAUUGGUAAUGGAAAUGGAAAUGGAAAUGAUGAGAAAUUAAAAGAAUCAUUGAAUAUCAGUUCACCAACAUCACAAAGAUUUAAUCCAAUUGCUCCGUUAAAGUUAUUACGAUAUCCAAAUGUAGCAUUGACAGUAAUUUUCGUUAGUGUAGCAUUCUCACUUAUUUAUGUGGUAGGUACACUGUUGCCAAAUAUUUUUCAACAACGUUACAACCUUUCCACGUCACAAGUUGGUCUAGUGUUUUUGCCACCUGGUAUUGGAUAUAUGCUCGGUAGCAUUUUUGGUGGUAGAUAUUCCGAUUAUGUUUUAGCAAAAUCGACAAAAAAUUUAUCCGAAAAAAGUAAUAAUAAUAUGGAAUCUGGUAUUAGUAACGAAUAUCCAGAGCUCAGACUUAAAAGUGCUCUGUUAGGUGGUAUUUUGAUGCCUAUUGCUUAUGUAAUGUAUGGUUGGUUUAUUAAUUAUAAUAUAAAUUUGAUUGCUCCACUCUCCAUGCUCUUUAUAGGUGGUGCAAGCCUUAUGAUAAUAUUUAGUUCUACAUCAACGUAUUUAGUUGAUUCAUUUCCCAAGAAAAGUGCUUCGGUAAUAGCAGCCAAUAAUUUUGGUCGAUCAAUAACGACAGCUCUAAUGUCAAUUUUGGCAAAACCAUUUGAAGAUUUAAUUGGUACCGGGUGGUUGUACACUUCAAUGGCUUUAUUAUCUGUCAUCACUGGCUUUGGUCUGGUUUUGUGA